CUGAGGGGGGCAGUCGGGAGGGAGCCGGAGGCCGCUCAGUCGGUCGACUCACUCACUCACACUCGCUCGGCUCUCAGCGCGCGCGGUACCGAGGCCCGUGGCGCCGGGGAGAGAGAGGGGGAGAGAGAGAAAGAGGGAGAGAGAGGGGAGAGGGGGGGAUGAACCCCUCGGGCCGCGGCACCGGCACCGCCAGCGGCGGGGAGAUCCAGCGGAAGAACCCGCAGCAGGACUUCGAGCUGAUCCAACGGGUCGGCAGCGGCACUUACGGAGAUGUCUACAAGGCAAGGAACCUACAGACAGGAGAGCUGGCUGCAGUUAAAAUUAUCAAACUGGAAGCAGGUGAUGAUUUUUCUGUUAUACAGCAAGAAAUCUUUAUGGUUAAAGAAUGUACACAUUCCAACAUUGUGGCCUACUUUGGAAGCUAUCUAAGCCGUGAAAAAUUAUGGAUCUGUAUGGAAUACUGUGGUGGUGGAUCACUUCAGGAUAUCUACCAUAUAACAGGACCACUUUCAGAAAUGCAGAUAGCUUAUGUUUCUAGAGAAACAUUGCAGGGCCUUGGCUAUUUGCAUAGUAAGGGAAAAAUGCAUCGAGAUAUUAAGGGAGCAAACAUCUUACUGACAGACCAUGGUGAUGUAAAGUUAGCUGACUUUGGUGUUGCAGCAAAAAUAACAGCUACCAUGGCCAAGAGAAAGUCCUUCAUUGGAACUCCAUACUGGAUGGCUCCAGAAGUUGCUGCAGUCGAGAAGAAUGGUGGCUACAACCAGUUGUGUGACAUCUGGGCAGUAGGAAUCACAGCAAUCGAACUGGCAGAACUGCAGCCUCCCAUGUUUGAUUUGCACCCUAUGAGGGCACUCUUCCUGAUGUCUAAAAGUAGUUUUCAGCCUCCCAAGUUGAAAGAUAAAAUUAAAUGGAGCACCAUAUUCCAUAGUUUUGUCAAAGUAGCAUUGACAAAAAGUCCAAAGAAGAGACCGACAGCUGACAAGCUAUUAACUCAUCAAUUUGUGACACAACCAUCUUUAUUGAGAGCAUUGGCAGUAGAACUGUUGGACAAAGUCAAUAAUCCAGAAAAUCAUCACCAUUUCGGCGAGGCAGAUGACGAUGACCUUGAGGCACUUUCAGCUGUUCCACACACCAUUCGUUCCACUCAUAAGAACACAAGAGCAGAAAGAACACGAUCAGAGAUAAAUUUUGACCAGGUGCAGUUUGAACCUCCUUUAAGAAAAGAAACUGAAGCUCAUUGUGAAAUGGACCAAGAUGCUGAGUUUGGUUCAUCAUGGAGCCCAUUUGCAGAUGGAGUUGGUAACAAGAGUCUUCUUAAAUGUGUUGAGGAGGAAUUACAACAACGGGGGCACAUAGCACACCUGGAAGAGGACUUUGAUGAUGAACUCUCAACACUUAAACGAGGAGCUCCACCUCCACUGCCACCAAAGCCAAGGGGGCACAGUGUCUCAGAUGAUGGUGUUUUAGGUGAAGAGAGGUCACGGACAGUCAAGCGGCAGCCUCAUAUGGAAAAUGGCCCAUCAUCUGCACCUAGAAGACAGAGUACUCCCACAACGUUAUAUCGAUCAGAAAUUCUUGAAACGUCCCUUUCCAACAGUGUCAGUAGCCCAGGAUUGCUUGAUACAAGAGCCAAUGACAGAGGUAUCGCAGAACAAAUUUCACGUUUAAAUGGUGAAAAUCCCGAAGUAGGUGAACAGCCACCAGCAGUACCUCGGAGAAAAGAAAAAAGAGAUUUUCUUAGGUCAGCAAUUAAUGGUCUUCCCCCAACUCCAAAAGUGCAUAUGGGGGCAUGCUUUACAAAGGUAUUUGAUGGAUGUCCUUUGAAGAUUAGUUGUGCCACAUCUUGGAUACACCCUGAAACAAAAGAUCAGUACUUAAUCUUUGGAACAGAAGAAGGUAUAUAUACUUUAAAUCUGAAUGAACUACAUGAAGCUUCAAUGGAACAGCUGUUCCCAAGGAGAUGUACAUGGCUGUAUGUUAUCAAUAAUAUUUUAAUGUCUUUAUCAGAAGGGAAGUCAUUUCAGCUUUAUUCACACAACCUGAUUGCCUUGUUUGAACAAGCAAGGAAACCUGGGUUAGCAUCCCAUAUGCAAACGCACCGAUUUCCUGACAAGAUAAUACCUAGAAGGUUUGCCUUAACAACAAAAAUUCCUGAAACAAAAGGCUGCCACAAAUGUUGCAUUGUGAGAAAUCCAUACACAGGACACAAAUAUCUCUGUGGAGCCCUGCAGUCAGGUAUUGUCUUACUGCAGUGGUAUGAGCCAAUGCAAAAGUUCAUGUUGAUCAAGCACUUUGACUUUCCACUCCCAAAUCCUCUUAAGGUGUUUGAAAUGCUUGUGGUACCUGAACAGGAGUACCCAAUGAUCUGUGUAGCCAUCAGCAAGGGUAGCGAACCCAACCAAGUAGUCCGGUUUCAGACAAUAAACCUGAACUCCUCUUCUUCAUGGUUUACAGAAAUAGGUUCAGGCAACUGCCAGGUAGAUACGAUCCAAGUAACCCAACUGGAAAGAGACACGGUGCUUGUCUGCAUGGACAAAAGUGUGAAAAUCGUAAAUCUACAAGGAAAAUUGAAAUCGAACAAAAAGUUGGCAUCAGAACUGAGUUUCGACUUUUGCAUUGAAUCCGUAGUGUGCCUUCAAGACAGUAUAUUGGCCUUCUGGAAACAUGGAAUGCAGGGCAAAAGCUUUAAGUCAAAUGAAGUUACUCAAGAAAUAUCUGAUAAAAGUAGAGUCUUUCGUCUCUUAGGAUCUGACAGGGUUGUAGUGUUGGAAAGUCGACCUACUGACAAUCCUACAGCACACAGCAAUCUCUAUAUUCUAGCUGGCCAUGAAAACAGUUACUAAGCAACACCAAGAAACUUGAUCACAAUGGCUGCUGAUUGAAAUGAGACGAACUUAAAACUGCUUCGGACGAGGAACAUUCAGUGUUGAGGAAUAUAUAAAAACAUAAUCCAUGUUUUGGCUACAUUGACCUAUUUGUGUGUGUUUGAUUAUGCUUAGAGUCUAUCAAAGUAAAGUUUUUUUUAAAAAAAUAGCAAGUUAGUAAAUGUGAUAGCUGAACAUGGCAUUAUUGAAAAUGUCUUGCCACUGUGUGGUUGGUCAGUCAUAUCAAGUCUAUUUCACCACAGCCAUCACUAACAGCUACAUUAUAAACUGUGUCAAAGAUCUUGUUUCUAAUUGUGAAACUUUGGUAAUUCACAGCAAAACGAAGGUAUGCCGAAAACCUGAAAAAGUGCCAAAAUGUGUACUCACACAUUUCAUAAAUCUUUGCAGCAAAGUUCAUUGGUCUGUGUUAAUUGUAAUACGUAAGGUCCAUAGCUAACUUUUUAGUACCAGUUCUUUGAAAAACUGUCUUGCCUAAUAGUUUUGUAGAGUUUAGUGCACCAGCUGCAAGAUUGUACAGCAUAUAAAAAAAAUCUGCCGUAGUGUAAAACUGAAUAUUUAAAUGCUUUAUUUAUUAAUCUGCCAUCUAUGAAAGAUUAUAUACUUAUGGGAAAAAAGGUAAUCUUGUCAUACAAAUUUAGUCAAAUUUACCUUAAAGAAGGUAAGGGCUGUUAGAAGGGGGUAAAAGAUAUUUUAGCUGUUUGGCUGGGCAUAUUGUAGUAUAUAAUGUAGAUGUUAACUCUUACACUGUUACUUUGUAUAAAGGCACAAUAAUAAGCACUUUUUUGUACAACUUUAAUUAUUUGUGAGGUUUGGCUGUAUAGAUGCCAUGGUAGAAUUUUUUCAUCAAUCUUAAAGCUUUUCCUACAUAAUGUAUAUUGAAGGUGGGUUUUUAUACCUUUAACAUAUAGUAAUAUUGGUCUGAAACUGACUGUAGUAAUAAAAUAGCGGGUCAUAAAUGUCAAAGAUGUUUGAAUAUUUCAGAAAAUUGGUGAUACAAAUUCUCUGUUGGUUGUCAUUCUAUUUCAUCAAUGUUUACUUUUCCCUUGAAUUAUAGCUUCUGAAUGCAGGCCGUAGACAUUUUUAGUAACAAAUUCAGUUUCUACCUCACCCAAAGAAUUUGUCAUCCUUAUUUUCUGCCACCUACUUUCUUUAGCCUGUUCUUUAUACAACAUCUGGUUGGAAAACUGCUCAGUGGUUUUUAUUAUUGUUCGCAUUCUUCAAUUUUACAUGCUGUGCAUUAUAAAGGUUGGAAUUAAAACACUAUUUGUAGAACAAACUAAUUUUAGUCGUAUAAUGUGCAUCUGUAAAUAAUGUAUAAUAAAAUAUUCAGUGCAUUGUUACAUAAAUUA
Messenger RNA from Callorhinchus milii (elephant shark), 4234 nucleotides. RefSeq names its product mitogen-activated protein kinase kinase kinase kinase 5 (gene map4k5). Gene Ontology annotation, biological process: protein phosphorylation. The record is from RefSeq and is a predicted model, not a curated record. The transcript has 34 exons. The coding region runs from base 159 to 2843 and encodes 894 amino acids. Gene Ontology annotation, molecular function: ATP binding; MAP kinase kinase kinase kinase activity. NCBI's taxonomy places the organism in Eukaryota, Metazoa, Chordata, Chondrichthyes, Chimaeriformes, Callorhinchidae.